Molecule: messenger RNA, 1746 nt
Organism: Kazachstania africana CBS 2517
Lineage: Eukaryota; Fungi; Ascomycota; Saccharomycetes; Saccharomycetales; Saccharomycetaceae
Gene: DCR2
Product: phosphoprotein phosphatase
Exons: 1
Coding region: 1-1746 (581 amino acids)
Cellular component (GO): cytoplasm
Molecular function (GO): phosphoprotein phosphatase activity
Source: RefSeq, a predicted model, not a curated record
AUGAGGCUGCUGACGAAGAGAUACACAAGAGCUGCAAUCUAUGUGGGUGUUAUAUAUGCUGGUAUAAGACUAUUCCAAUUCUAUUUGAAAGAUAUAUCAAAGAAUGUUGACUACCGAUUGAAAGAGGAAUUGCUCUUGGAGUCCCUACUGCAAAAUGAUAACCCCUGGCUGAGGAAUCAUCUGGAGGAUGAUCUAAUCGUUAAUAUAGGUAUAGAGAGUUGUUUCCAGAUAGGUUCCAAAUGGGCACGAUCAAAAUAUAUCGAAGGCUGUUGGUUCCAUGAUGAAAAGCUUUUUAGUAGUCAAGAAGGAAUAGACACAAGGAGGCAUACCAUUCUAAAAGAUCUCAGAGGCACUCUUGGGAUGAGUUUAUAUGGAACAUCCCAGUACUUAUAUUUUGAAACACUCUCUAUUAAAGAUCUGUUAAUACAUUUGCAUGAUGGGCUCGAAGAAGUUCAAAUAAUUAGUCGUAUAUCAAGUGAUAGAACACCAGAUUCUAUUAUCUUCAAUAAUCUGCAUUUCCAAACGACCAAAAUAACAAAGGAGACACUUUUACAGGAUCAAGAAAUAAUAAGUGAAAUCAACGUCUUAUUCGGGGACGAUUGUGUUGAUCCAAGACCAAAUUGGAAUCUUUUAAAAGGCCAAAAGUUUACUGAAUUCAAAUACCCAUCUUAUAUAUCUUAUAAAUCAGUGGACAAGUUUGAUGAUCAGUCCAUCCAACUUAGUCCGAAAUUAUUAACUACUACAUCACAGGAUUUCAAGAUUGUACAGCUUGCUGACCUGCAUAUGGGAGUUGGAACGAAUGAAUGUAGAGAUGAGUUCCCAGAGAGCUCAGAUGGUGUUUGCAAAGCUGAUCCCAAGACACUAGAAUUUAUAGAAAAAGUUCUCGAUAAUGAGUCCCCGCAACUUGUUGUAUUUACAGGCGACCAAAUAAUGGGUGACAGAUCAAUACAGGAUUCUGAAACGACUCUGUUAAAAGCUUUAGAUCCUGUUAUAAGAAGAAAAUUACCAUGGGCAAUGGUUUGGGGAAACCAUGAUGAUGAAGGAAGUUUAAGCCGUUGGCAGCUUUCAGAAUUGGCAGCAAAACUUCCAUAUUCACUUUUUGAAAUGAGCAAAUAUGAUACAAAAAAUAACAAAUUUGGAGUGGGAAAUUACGCUAAACAAGUUUUUAAUGGCGACAACGAGGAAGAGGGAUUAAUCACUCUUUACUUCUUAGAUUCUCAUAAGUAUUCACAAAUGGGUAAAAUCUAUCCAGGCUAUGACUGGAUUAAAGAAGAGCAGCUCAAUUAUAUUGAGCAUGAAUAUAACACUAAGUUGUUAUUAAAACAAAGUAAACAGAAAAAGCAGCUGUCAAUGGCUUUUUUCCACAUUCCAUUGCCAGAAUAUUUGAAUUUGAAUUCUGCCAAAAGAGCUGGUGAAAAUAACCCCCUAGUGGGUGAGUUCAAGGAAGGUGUCACGGCCCCGAAAUACAAUUCUGGCGCCCUAGAAAAGCUACAAUCAUUAGGUGUCCAAGUGACAAGCUGUGGUCACGACCAUUGUAAUGAUUACUGUUUACUUGAUGAUUCCACUUCCUCGGAUAUAUGGCUCUGUUUCGGUGGUAGUGCUGGUGAAGGAGCUUAUGCUGGCUAUGGAGGUACCGAGCGUCGUAUUCGUGUAUACGCUCUCAAUACGGAACGUAGUACCGUUUACACAUGGAAAUUACUCAAUGGAAGCCCGAACUUACCUUUUGAUUACCAACAAUUAGUGUAA